GAGGAAGGCUGGGAUGAUAAUUUCAUUUCGAUGGGCAGAGCGCGAACACACCGCCCGCCGUCUUUUAUCUAACAUGAGGCAUUUCAUUCAGAGAUAAGCUUUUAUUUUUACUUUCAGAGGACGUCGUGCUUCUUCACCGGAGAGACCCCCGUUCUCCCUCCCUCCCCCUCUCCGCUCCAGGUGUCCGUGUGUGCCGUGGAUCGGUGGUCGUACAGGCCGCGAAUCAGGUCUUGUUGCUGGGAGGACACCACACAGACUCGCCUCCCCUCUUUAGCAUUAUUAGCUGGCUACAAUGCGACGCUGCUGCCGCCGCUUGUGUCUUUUCCUGACGGCAGCAGGCUCCUGUGCGACGAGGCGGGUCCUUGAUUAGUUGUUCGUCCCCGACGGAACCGCAGGGUGACUUGGAGACACACCACACCUUUCAAGGAUGGAUAUUGACUUGUGUGCUGGCGGGGACAGUACCAGGAGAAAAGUAGAACUGGCAGGGGUUGCAGAAGGCACAACGGACAUUGUACCUUUGGAGAUGUAUGACUCCGCCAGAGCAAAAAUAGCUGCCAACCUGCGGUGGCUGUUUGCCAAAGCCUAUGGCAUUGACCAUAUUCCAGAGGACUUAAGGGACCCGUUCUACACAGACCAGUAUGACCAGGAACACAUCAAGCCACCGGUAAUUCGUCUGCUGCUGUCCUGCGAGCUUUACUGUCGUGUCUGUGCCCUCAUCCUGAAGACGGAGCAGGCGGCGUCUCUUCAGUCCCACCUGUCCGUCAUCCAGGCUCUGUCCAGGAAGGGGAUUUACGUUGUAGAGAGUGACGACACACCCGUAACAGAAGGGGACCUGGCCUGCAUGCCCAUCAAAAUGAGUGCUCACAUGCCCAUGAUCGAUGCCCUGAUGAUGGCUUACACGGUGGAGAUGAUAAGCAUCGAGAAAGUGGUGGCUUCUGUCAAGCGCUUCUCUACCUUCAGUGCCUCUAAGGAGCUUCCCUUCGACCUGGAGGACGCCAUGAUCUUCUGGAUCAACAAGGUGAACAUGAAGAUGAGGGAGAUUACAGAAAGGGAACACAAAGUCAAACACCACCCUCUGGAGUCCCCCAGCCACCAAAAGUCUCCCUCCAAAUGGUAUUGGAAGCUAGUCCCUCCUGACGUCGUGCACGAGCUGGCCCACUGCAUGCUGGAGCCAGAGGAGCUCUCUGAAGCGGUUCGGUAUCGUCGGGAGCAUGCUUCAGGCCGGCAGUUGCCCUUCUUCCCUUUGCUGGAAGAUCUGAUGAGGGAUGUUUGUGAUGGAGCUGCACUGCUCACCGUGGUCCAUUACUACUGCCCAGACCUCAUGAAGCUGGAGGAUAUUUGCCUGAAGGAAGUACCUUCCAUCGCUGAUAGUCUGUACAACAUCCAGCUGCUCAGAGAGUUUGCCAACGAGUACCUGAAUAAAAGUUUCUAUCUGACGACGGAGGACAUGCUCUACUCCCCGCUUGUGCUCAAGCACAAUGUGAUGGUGUUUAUCGCUGAGCUUUUCUGGUGGUUUGAGACCGUCAAGCCGGAGUUUGUUCAGCCCAGAGAUCUCCAAGAGUUCAAAGAUGCUCGAGCCAUGGCUCAUCCCAAGAGUUCCCGUCCAUCAGUGCCCAUCUCCAACGCCACCAAGCGCAGCUUCCUGGUUAGUCCGGGUGCGGCCGAUAACCAGAGCAGCCCUGAAGUCUGUAACAGGUACUUCCUGCACCCUGAAGACUCUGACCCCCUUAAAGGGGGUCCGACUUUCAGUCCAUCUCACCCACUUCUGCCCCUGCGACAGAGACAACAAAAGCAGCAAGGGGAGGAUAGUACAGGUCUAAGAAACCGUUCGAACUCCCUGACUCAGAUGGACGGGCAACAACCCAGAGGCUCUGUCGUAGCAUGGCCUGACAAGAGGCAGAGACCUCUGUCCACACUGAGCCCCUACCUGUUGCAUUCAGCCACAGACAGUGAUGCAGACAUGGCUUCUGGUGACAGCGUGAGUCUUGCUCGUUCCAUCAGUAAGGACAGCCUGGCAUCCAACGUCAUGAACGCCACUCCCAAACACCAGGCGUCCGCCCUCCAGCCAUCACAUGCUGCGAUGCGCAGAGUUAAUGGCCACAGCCUGCUGGGGAAUGUCAACAUUGAGGAUGAGGAAGAAACUCUGGUGGCAGUUGCCAGGACUGAUAGUCCCGUCAUCCCCAAACGGGUUGAUGGGACACAAGCAGCUGCCCCAGUUGGACCCAAACCUUCCGCUGACUCCAAACCUGCACCAGAUAGCUUUUAUCUAGAACCACUAAUGCCUGCCGUGCUCAAAACGGCAAAAGAGAAGUCUGUAUGCCUAAACAAGGAGGAGGAGAGUGGUGAGGUUUCUCGGUCUGCAGGGAGGGGCUCUUUACGCAGAGGAGAUGGAUCUGCAUCAGCCGUUCGUAGGAAAGCUCCCUGCAAUCUGAACCAAACAUUUACUCCUCCAGGUGAGGAAAUGGACUCUACAGAGGAGCCUUCCCAGGAUGAGGCAGGUUUCAGGCCAGCUGUCACCAGCAGUGUGGAUCCUUCGUCCAGGGAGCCAGCUGAGGGUUUCUACCUGCAUUCAGAUUCUGAAGAACCAAAGUCUAGCCAGGGCCUGGACGCUGAGCUAGAAGACCUGGACGAGGAGGAAGAGGAUUUGGAUGAAGCUGUUACCACUAAAGACACAAACUGGCCCCGGAAGGCCCUCAAUGAGGAAGAUGAGGAAGAAGAAUCAGCCAAACUCCAAGAAGACAUGAAUGUGAAAGAGCACGAGGACAAAGAUAUGAACGGGGGCAGCGGGCGUUCCAGCCCUUGUCUCAGCACACACUCCCAGGCCAGCAGCAUGGCCAGUGGCAGCGUGCGCAUGACCUCCUUUGCUGAGCGUAAAGCACAGCAGCAACGCUUUGGCAGCAACCAUGACUUACGCUCCAGUGCCUCCAGCUCCCAGAGGACCACUCCAGAUGGAUCGGAGAGCAGCGGCCCUCUGCCUUCCUCUUGGAGGCUUAAGAGAGACCAGAGCCCUUCAUCCCCCUUGGGAGGAUGUAAUCGUACAGGGGAUGGUAGCGGCGGUGCGAAUGUACUGGCUUCUGAAAUCGUCCAGCUCCGUAUGCAACUGGAAGAGAAGCGACGUGCCAUUGAGCACCAGAAGAAGAAGAUGGAGGUGCUGUCAGCGAGGCAGAGGCAGAAGCUGGGAAAAGCUGCCUUUCUGCACAUUGUAAAGAAAGGCGGAGGAAAGAGCGACACAUUACCCAACCCGCUAAAAGCUGACAUCUCUAAAGAUGACCUCAAUGGGGAGAAGGGACCAUCAAGUAAAGAUGAUAUGUGUGUUGAAACUCUGAGAGGGGAGAAAGAGAUGGAGGGGACCACUUCUCCUGGUGCCUUAGGAGCCGACAAGAAAGGGAACAGCGGAAGCUUUUAUCUAGAAGAAGAGUUGGACCUGAAUGAGUGCAGCCGCUCCAUUGAGCUGUUGAACGAAGCCAUCGGCAGCAUCCAGCAGCAGAUGAUGCAGCUUUCCCUGCAGCAGGAGAUGCUCAUGAAACAGAAUGUACAGUCCCCUCCUGGUGCAGCUCCUUCCCCUCCCACCAGCAACAAAAAUGGUGAAUCUAAGGCGGGGGCAAUCUUUCACUAUGUGGAGCACCUCUCUGGCAGUAGCACUGCCCCCACCAGGAAACCCCCCAAACUGAGCUCAGGCCGGAGCUCCAGGUCCAAACCAUCAGAACUAAAGAUAGCCAAGGAGCAGAGCCGGCAGGCCGCCAGGACCCUCACCCCAACUCAGAUCGGCUCAGAGACAUUACCACACCCGAGGCAGUUAGCUGGGGGCAGGUCCCCCAGGGCCGAGCAGCCCGACAGCCCCAGAAACCCCACAGCGGGAGAGACAAUCGACAGGCCAGGAGCUGGCCACAUUCGGAGCAACACCUUCAGACUUCACGAUGAAGCCAACGUGCGCCUGCCGACCCGAGUGGACCUGACGUCAGUGACUGCCCCAGAAGUGUCCUUUGACGAGUGCCUGUCCAGCACCCUGAGAGAGUCAGAGCUCAGCUCUUCAGACGGUUCAGGGAAAGAGAACAUACCAUCAGAAGACGUGCAGCGCAGCAAAGCCCACCUGAUUGAGGUCGAUCUGUCAGAUCUGAAGGCUCCUGAAGAGGCGGAGGGUGCCCAGGACGGAACAACGGAAGGGGGCGACGGAGAGCAGAAGUCAGUCAUGGGCUUCUUCUUCAAGGAUGAGCAGAAAGCGGAGGACGAGCUUGCUAAGAAAAGAGCAGCGUUCUUGUUGAAACAGCAGAAGAAAGCCGAGGAGGCUCGGCUCCGUAAACAACAACUAGAAGCAGAAUCUGAGCUCAAGCGAGAUGAAGCCAGACGGAAGGCCGAGGAGGACCGUUUGCGUAAAGAAGAGGAGAAGACACGACGGGAGCUGAUAAAGCAGGAAUAUCUGCGGAGGAAGCAGCAGGAGAUGUUUGAGGAACAAGGCCUGGUGAAGCCCAAAACCCCCAAACCGAAGCAGAAACACAAACCCAAGUCCGUCUUCAGAGAGGAAUCCUCCAGUGACAAUUUCUCCAAGUGCUCUUCCAUACCUGACAACCUGAGCAACGCCCAGUCAGGCUCCAGUCUGUCUCUGGCCUCUGCAGCGACCAAUGAGGCCGACAGUGUCAACUCUGGAGGGGCCGGCUCCCAGCGCUGCGACUCCGUGGAGUCGUUUCCAGGGAGUCGUAACAACAGUCGAACUGCAGAAAGAGACUGGGACAACGGCUCCACUGCAUCUUCCAUCACUUCCAUGGCUGAAUAUACAGGUCCCAAACUUUUCAAGGAGCCCAGCGCCAAGUCAAACAAGCCAAUCAUCCAUAAUGCAAUCUCUCACUGCUGCCUAGCCGGCAAAGUCAACGAACCCCAGAAGAACCAGAUCCUAGAGGAGCUGGAGAAGUGCGAGUCCAACCACCUGAUGAUCCUGUUUCGCGACGGUGGCUGUCAGUUCCGGGCGCUCUACUCGUACUUCCCCGACACCGAGGAGAUCCAGAAGCUGACGGGCACCGGACCCAAGAGCAUCAGCAAGAAGAUGAUCGACAAGCUGUACAAGUACAGCUCGGACCGGAAGCAGUUCACCGUCAUCCCUGCCAAGACUGUGUCGGUCAGCGUGGACGCCCUGACCAUCCACAACCACCUGUGGCAGGCCAAGAGAAGCGCUGUGCCAAAGAAAAGUGGGAAAUAGUGGGUGGGAUUAUCCAAACCCCCCCCCCGACCCUCAUCUGAAUCAUCUUAGCCCCCCUUCGUGCUUGUUUUCCUGAAUAGACUGCAUCGAUGCCCACAGCCAAGCUUGGUCCGGAAACCUACUUGUCCACAUCUACGGACAUGUGGUCGUCUGUAGGCAGACUAAGACACAAACAAGGGAAAAGGUGUGUGUGUGAAUGUAUGAAUGUGUGUGUGGUUCACGGGUGGACUGGUGCUUGCAACAAAAAGAGGAAAUGCCGGCUGAAUUCUCGCUUCUUCUCCCUGUGAUCUCAGUGCGAUCUGUUCAGGUUUAUUUUAGGCUACUUUUUAUAGUUUUCUUUUUUUACUUUUUACAACCACAACUCGAGCAUGUGGCGUUGUUUUUUUUUUCUUCCUGUCAUAUGUGAUGGAUGUUCUUUUCUACAUGAAGUAUUUAUUAGUUCGGCACUGUCGUGGUUGAGAGCUCAGCUGCAGGACUAAAAAUCCUUCCCUUUCUCUCCGGGAACGCCUCUCUCUUUUUGGACAAAAUUUGGGAGACAUCGGAGGGGGGGAGUUUCCAUCGCUCUUUUCAGAAAGAAUCUGAACCAAGGGACCUUUGUUACAACCCUUUAGGACUGUCGGGGGCUUAGCUCUGCCGCCCUCAGCAACAACAAUCUCUUCCUGCGUGAACUGUCGAAUCUGUCGAAUCAGGCUGGCAUUGCCGAUUUUUGCCUCACCAGGGAUCUCCAAAAAAUCAACAAAAAAAGCCCUGCUGCUCUGAACUGUCUUCUUCUUUUGUCUCGGGGGAGCUCCUCAUCCUCAGGUCUCCCUCGGACAUCUGUUGGCCUUUUCACGCAUCGUGGUACUAUCGUCUAUUUAUUCAACCCGCUUUUUAAAACUAGACGCUGAUCGUGUAGCACUGGAUAUGUGUAUUGCAAAAACAAAAAAAAUAAGAAAAACAAAAAAAAAACAUUAAUGAUGGUCAUUUUAAAUACUUUUAUUUGUCAAAACAUCCUUUUUUUCGUUUCACAAGGGUGUCGAAAGAGGGUGAAUGAUAGGCUUUGGUACAGAAAUGAUGCUUUUUUUGUUUUGUUUCAGCUUUUUUUAUUAUUAUUAAAGCAAUGUGGUAUAAAGUUAAAGCUGAUGUUAUGUUUUCAUCAUAACGGGGAUUUCUCUGAUGUUUAGAGCUUAGUUGUGUUUUCUCCACUGGGCACUCUUGAAUUGUCCUGUAUAAAGGUGCACUCAUGAACACUUGUCAGCGGCUUCUUUCAUGCAAUGUGGCUUCUCUCUCCCCCUCCUCCCCUCGUAACCUCCCCCCACUCCUUCCCUGAGUGUUGUCGUCGGCCAUCUCUAAGAGCCGGCCCACGCGCUCUUAUUGUGAAGAGCCUGUUCGAAUGACAGUAUUUGAUAUAUUCACAAAGGGGAGGGUUUGUGUUUGCGGGCAGGCAGGGGGACUGUGGUUCAGCUAUGACAUUAAAGAACAUUCCUCCAAGGUGUUGACCAACACUGCCACGUCGUCUCUCUUCUCUUCUGUUGUUUUUUUUUCCCCCCAAAAUCAAAGUGCUUUUUUUUUUUAACCAUCUGUUGGCCUCGAGAACAACCAGAAGUGUUGCACGAGCACUUUACUUUCUGUUUGUUGGAAGAUUAUUUGUACCUUUUUAAGAACGGGCAUAAAAAGAAAAACUAAUUAUUAACACUGCUGUUGUGUGCUCCGGAAAGUAAAUGUGGAAACUAAAACCAAACACUAAAAUUUUAAUAGAAUAAAACUGAAGGGGCCUCCACUGAUAUGAUACUACUGCUGUCUCCAAAAACAAUACUUGAUUUCUCGUUUUGCUGCAUUUUAGGGGAGGGAGGGAGGGUGGUAGAUCUUUAAUUGUAUGAGAGUGUAUUUUUAUGUUAACUAAAAGAUUGUAUUGGCAUUUGGUCACCUUUUUGGUUUUCUUUUUUUGUUACACUAGUGUACUUUUCAUCCUUGUUGAUUUUAUCUUUGAUCCCAUGCCAUCUAUUUAUUUUAAAAUGGAAGCACUGAAACAAUAAAUUUUCAAGUAAAUAAAAGUCACAUUUUUCAUUUUCUGAA
Amphiprion ocellaris (clown anemonefish) is the source of this 7246-nucleotide messenger RNA. It is a transcript of the gene camsap1b, whose product is annotated as calmodulin regulated spectrin-associated protein 1b. The record is from RefSeq and is a predicted model, not a curated record. Lineage: Eukaryota; Metazoa; Chordata; Actinopteri; Pomacentridae. Bases 428 to 5191 code for a protein of 1587 amino acids. The transcript is spliced from 20 exons. Gene Ontology annotation, cellular component: microtubule minus-end. Gene Ontology annotation, molecular function: spectrin binding; calmodulin binding; microtubule minus-end binding. Gene Ontology annotation, biological process: negative regulation of microtubule depolymerization; neuron projection development; cytoplasmic microtubule organization.